UCACUCGAACCUCACACGCCCAACUAUGAACGCCAAGGUCCUUCUUCUGGUCAGUCUGGCAGCCGUCGUUGCCGCAGACAGCCGUGAGAUUUACCGCCCACCUCAGGAAACCUCCGAGUCUUCCGAGGAAUCCUACGAGUCUUCGGAAGCCAAAUACAGCUUCAACUGGGCCGUCAGCGAUGACUCCUCAAGCAACGAGUUCGGACACCAGGAGGCCCGUGACGGCGACGACACCCAGGGAUCCUACUACGUGCAGCUCCCCGACGGCCGCCUGCAGACCGUCAAGUACUUCGUGGACGGCGACUCCGGCUACGUGGCUGAGGUCAACUACGAGGGCGAAGUCUCCGACGAGUCUAACUCUUCUGAGUCUGAAGAGGAUACAUCACGAUACGAGUCCUAGUGAAGAAAAAAAUAUGUAUAUUUAUUGACUGCUAUUUUUCUUUGUUUUAAAUACAUGUAUAAGAAGAAAA
Molecule: messenger RNA, 470 nt
Organism: Penaeus chinensis
Lineage: Eukaryota; Metazoa; Arthropoda; Malacostraca; Decapoda; Penaeidae
Product: pro-resilin-like
Exons: 3
Coding region: 26-400 (124 amino acids)
Cellular component (GO): extracellular matrix
Source: RefSeq, a predicted model, not a curated record